This is a messenger RNA of Frankliniella occidentalis (western flower thrips), 2332 nucleotides long. RefSeq names its product tetratricopeptide repeat protein 30A (gene Ttc30). The transcript is spliced from 10 exons. Gene Ontology annotation, molecular function: intraciliary transport particle B binding; protein binding. Bases 307 to 2259 code for a protein of 650 amino acids. The record is from RefSeq and is a predicted model, not a curated record. Gene Ontology annotation, biological process: intraciliary transport. Gene Ontology annotation, cellular component: intraciliary transport particle B; axonemal microtubule. NCBI's taxonomy places the organism in Eukaryota, Metazoa, Arthropoda, Insecta, Thysanoptera, Thripidae.
AGCGGAAGCGGGGGCGGGCGGGGAGAGAGAAUGUUAACGAGUCCGGUCCGAGCGAAAGGAAAGGGCGCCGUACGCCGGCCAAUGGCGGCGCCGCCAGCCGCGGCCGACCAAUCAGAGACCGACCCCGCGGUUCGAUUCGACCGCGUUGCCCCGGGCGACCGCGAGCGCCACAACAAGCGACGGGGGGCGCGCGUGGCGACGGCGACGACGUGCUAGUCUCUGACGCGCGGGCCCGCGGCCUCCUGCCGCUGCUACAGGUACCGUGGGGCCCUAACCAACCCCGCCGCGGGUAUAGAGAGUGCAGGCAUGUUCCAGGGCACGGCCAUCAGGGACGGCGAGUACACCAGGACCAUCUACUCACUGAUCAAGGAGCAGCGUUACAAUGAUGCUAUCCAAGUCCUCAACAGUAUUCUUGAAACUAAUAGAAGUUCGAGAGCUGGACUUUCAUUACUAGCGUACAGCUAUUUUCACUCUCAGGAUUUUGUUAAUGCUGCCAACUGCUAUGAGCAGCUGACGUUACUUUUACCAGAGCAUGUCGAGUAUCGUUUGUAUUAUGCCCAGGCAUUGCACCAGGCUUGUUUGUAUCAAGAGGCAAUGAAAGUUACCGCUCAGAUAGAACAUCCAGAUUUUCAAGCCAGGGUAACAAAAUUAAAAGCUGCUAUUAGAUACGGAGAGGAAGAUUUAGCUGGUGCCAAGAGUCUGGUUGAUAGCUGUCCUUCUGAUGAUCCAGACACUGAUGUGAACCUUGGAUGUUUGUUGUUCAAAGAGGGGCGCUAUGAAGAUGCUUUGCAGAAGUUUACUGCUGCACAACAAAUGUUAGGAUAUACUCCUCAUUUGUCUUACAAUGCUGCUCUUUGCUGUUAUCGUCUUCAUGAAUACACAAGUGCCCUCAAGCAUAUAGCUGACAUUAUUGAGCGGGGCAUCCGAGAACACCCUGAACUAAGUGUUGGCAUGGCUACCGAGGGAAUUGAAGUAAGAAGUGUGGGUAACACCCUCACUCUACAUGAUACGGCUUUAAUUGAAGCUUUUAAUUUAAAAGCAGCAAUUGAAUACCAGCUUAAAAAUUAUGAAGCAGCAAGAGAAGCAUUGACUGACAUGCCUCCUCGGGCAGAAGAGGAGCUUGAUGCAGUAACUCUCCACAACCAAGCCUUGAUGAACAUGGAUACAAGGGCCUCUGAGGGUUUUGAAAAACUGCAAUUUUUACUCCAGCAAAAUCCAUUUCCUCCAGAAACUUUGGCAAAUCUAUUACUUUUAUACUGUCAAUAUGAAUAUCACCAUCUUGCAGCUGAUGUACUUGCUGACUACCAGCAUUUGACUCCCAAGUAUCUGUCGCCUUACUUGUAUGAUUUUCUUGAUGCACUAAUGCUGCAACACUCAGCACCAGAGGAGGCUUAUCGUAAGCUUGAUGACAUUGCAUCAAGGCACACAGAGGCUUUAAGGAAACUCACUAAACGUGUUCAGGAGGCUCGCCAAAAUCAUGAUGAUGAAGCAGUCAAAAGAGUUGUAACUGAAUAUGAGGAUACUCUUGAAAGGUACAUCCCAGUUUUGAUGGCGCAGGCUCGAAUAUAUUGGGAUCGGGAAAACUAUGCUCAAGUUGAAAAGAUUUUCAGAAAAUCUGUAGAAUUUUGUAAUGACAAUGACACAUGGAAAUUAAAUGUAGCCCAUGUACUCUUCAUGCAAGAGACAAAAUUUAAGGAAGCUACAGGAUUCUAUGAACCAAUAGUUAAGAAAAAUUACGAUAAUAUUUUAAAUGUAAGUGCGGUAGUGUUGGCUAAUCUAUGCGUAUCUUAUAUAAUGACAUCACAAAAUGAAGAGGCCGAAGAAAUGAUGAGAAAAAUAGAAAAGGAGGAAGAGCAGCUUUCAUUUGAAGAGCCAGAAAAGAAAUUAUUUCACCUCUGUAUUGUAAAUUUAGUUAUUGGAACACUUUAUUGUUCCAAAGGGAACUAUGAAUUUGGCAUAUCAAGAGUGAUAAAAAGUUUGGAGCCGUAUCACAAGAAAUUGGGAACUGAUACAUGGUUUUACGCAAAACGCUGUUUUCUGUCAUUAAUUGAGAACCUGGCAAAGCACAUGAUUGUUGUUCGAGAUUCUGUAAUACAAGACUGCAUUCAAUUUCUGGAACAGUGUGAAGCUCAUGGGCGAGAUGUCCCUACAGUUGUUGAAGCACCCUUAGAAGAUCUCAGCAUUUAUGAAGGCCGCAAGACAGUUACAUAUGAAUCACGUUUACUAAAGGCCUUAAUGCUGCGUCUACAGAUGUACUGAAUUGUAGCCCACAAUAAUUGUACCUAUCUAGUCCUAAAUAUUAAUUUUGUAAGAUUUUAGAGCAACCAAAAGG